This is a messenger RNA of Acanthaster planci (crown-of-thorns starfish), 2304 nucleotides long. RefSeq names its product RNA-binding protein 4.1-like. The record is from RefSeq and is a predicted model, not a curated record. NCBI's taxonomy places the organism in Eukaryota, Metazoa, Echinodermata, Asteroidea, Valvatida, Acanthasteridae.
GGUAUUUUAAUAUUUGUGGAAAUCGUUUCGCUUGUGAGUAGUUUAUGCAGCAAAUAUACAACAGCUGGUUUUUUUUUCUAAGUGGGGCGACAAAAAUGACAAAAAAGCUGUAUGUCGGAAACCUUCCCUUUGACUGCACAGAUGGGCAGUUGGAGGGACUAUUUGCCAAGUUCGGAACCAUCACAGAAUGCAAGGUCAUGGGAAGAUAUGCCUUUGUGCACAUGUCAACGGAGGCUGAAGCCAAAGACGCUGUGGACAAUCUGGAUUCCUACAAUUUUAUCGGUUCCAACCUGAAUGUCAAGUAUUCAACUGGAGCCAGCGCUAGAGGUGGGCAUCGCAGCAGUGGGCCAGCAAAAACCAAGUUAUAUGUUGGCAACCUUCCCAUGGACUGCACAGAAACUCAGCUUCAUGAAAUGUUUUCCAAAUAUGGGGAAGUUGCAGAAUGUGAUGUCAUCAGAAACUAUGGCUUUGUUCACAUGAAGACAGAAGCAGCUGCCCUAGAAGCUCUGAAGAACCUGCACAACUUGGACUUCUAUGGGAACAAGCUAGUAGUGAUGCAGUCGACCAGCAGGGUGCACAAGAUGCCGGGUAUUGGCAGCAAAGGAGAAUGCUUCCAGUGUGGCAACAGAGGUCAUCUGUCCAGAGAGUGUACAGAAGGAGGAUACAACGACCGUCCCUCCAGAGGUCGUGGCCGGGGUCGCGGUGCACCCAGCCGAGGCGGUGGUUACCCCCCUUCCCGGACGGGUGCAGUAGGAGCCGCUGGGAGGUCAUACAACGGGUACAGCAGUAACUCGUCUGCAUCCUACGACCCUUACUACGAUUACCCGCCCCCAAGGAGACCACUGCCCCCAGCUGAUGACUAUUACGGCAGAGAGAGUGGCAGCAGACGAUAUGCUGAAGACUACCUACCAAGGCGAGCUGUACCCCGUGACUAUGUAACUGUACCCCGUGAGUACGCUUACCCCCUGAGAGCCAGGAGCAGAAGCCCACCGCCAGGCUACAGACGACGACUGUCACCAGGAAGAGAUGAAUACGACCGCUAUUACGAGCGUCUGCCUCCUAGGGAUGCAUACGACUACCUGCCACCGAGACGCUCUUUGCCGCCCCUGCCAUCGUCCGCUGUGCCGCCGGCUCGACGCCUCCCGCCGGUGCAAUAUUAAGGCCGCCGUGUCUUGACGUCCAAGAAUAAGGGCGUUUUUGUCGUCAGCCCGCGUUGUGGAACAGUCGGAACUGAGCUAGAAUCGUGUUACGUGACAGAUUUUUUUUAUAAAUCGCAGUUACUUGAUGUGUGUCUGCGCAUGUAUGUUACAUAUUAUUCUUAAGCACGGACCUUAUUUUUAUUCUGUCGUGUCGUAAAAGCACGGAUAAUCUGUUGGACUGGUUACUUUUGGUGUGUUUACAGUAACCGACCCUCACAAGCAAUGAACUUUAAGCCGGCAGUUCACUAUGGCUUCGCUGUUUGCAAAAAUUUGAAGUACGACACUGUUAUGAAGACAGAGAUGGUCGCUCUCUUGAUCACGAAAAUUAUCAGAACAUGAAAGAUGUGUUUUUCAUUGCUCUCGUGGUAACGAUUGGACAGAAUGUUACAUUCCAAUUGUUGUCGGCUCUUUCAGUGUAAUUUCUUGCUUAAGUAUACUUUGUUAGAGAUAGAGGUUUCUCAACCCAAUGCAGGGUAAUCUUUGUGACAGAAUGCAUGACUGGUUAUCUGCUGAACGCAUACAUGUAUUUUGCGUCAUUGCAGAGACUGUAAUAGGUUGUCAAUUUCGACCGGCUCUGUCAAUUUAUCAACUUGAGGGUGAUUAGAAAGGCAGGACGAAUGCCUGAACACGUCUGCGCCACGUGUGUGCGCUUGUUACAAACCAGAUUCACCGGAAACGGAGCCUUUGUCAUCAAAGGCUCCUGCGUUGGUUGACCCAUUCUGCCUAAUCAGUUACAAAUCACUAACUGUUUUCUUACUUGUGUCUGUUGGCUUGUGGCACCCCUUCGCUCUCAAUUAAGGGUCUGUGUGUUGACCUACUGCCUACUUUAGAUCAAAGCUUCAACCGUUUUGAAAUUUCAUCUGGAAUGUUUUAAAAAAAGUAGUUUUAGGGACUUGUAAAAAAAGAACUAGUCAUUCUUGUGAUUUUUAGCCACAUCUCCAAAAAAGUUGAUGUUUAGGUAUGCAUGUCGAUACAUCUUGGGUAGGGUUUAACAUGCAUGUAAUCAAGGCAAGUUCCAUACUUAACUCUCCUUUGGUUUUACAGCACAAAUGUGCACAAAUGCCCACAGUCACUGGUGAGCAUGUAUUUUCUAUUUGGAACUCAA